Messenger RNA from Pocillopora meandrina, 6808 nucleotides. The record is from the annotation of a GenBank genome assembly. Lineage: Eukaryota; Metazoa; Cnidaria; Anthozoa; Scleractinia; Pocilloporidae.
AUGGAUGUUACAGCAUUUAAAAAAAACAUUGAUCUUAAAAUGGAAAACCGUCGAAAAAAGCUAGAAAUCAGAAAGAAAAUACAAGAGUAUAAAGAUGUCAAACAAGGUCUUGCUAUCCAACGUGAAGAACAAUUCAAACCUAUUGUAGAAGAGGUUAAACAGGUCAAAGAGACAAUAGACGAUAGACAAGACAGAUUGAUUAAGAAAUUGGACGAGAAUCAAAAAUCUCUCACUCAAGAUCUAUCUCUUCUCAAAGAGCUAGACACUUUUGAAAGUCUACCCGAUUCUCCCACCGCUAUUGAACCACCACCAAAACCGAAAUUAAAAAUACCUGAUCCACACAACGGUUUUAGCCAAGAUGAACUUAAUUAUAUUCAAACAAGCGGCUUUCCGACACCAAAUGAAGCAUUCAAACAGAUGCUUGAAGAUGAGUUUGAUCUUGAUAAAUUGGAAGAUGAUGUGAAUGAUAAAAUCGCGAGAGCAAAACAUAUCAAGGCUGGUCGUUCCAAGAAUAAGAUAAAAAAUAAGGAUGAAAUAGAAGAUCUUACACGUCAAAUUGAUACGUUGAAAAAAUAUAUUAACCGCAUAAAUCUGCUCGCCCAGGGUGAGAAGAUUCUUGUCACGCAAAAGGGUAAAGGUCACUCAAAACGUAAAUAUACACAGAAGAAGCGAAAUGCUUACAAAGUUGAUAAAGGACAGUACGGAGGCCUUUUUAUAAAUCCUUUAAAAUUGAUAAAUGAAAUGUUUGUCGAAGCGAGUGAUCCUUCAACUGGUGAUGUUGUUUAUGAAAGACAGGGUGAUAAAACUAUUGUUGAUCUGUUGACAAAGAGAUACAAUCCCAAAGGAUACUAUUCACCAAAUGCACUACAAAUAUUCACAGAUCUCAACAGACUCGCAAAUAUUCCUAUUCACAAAUCUUCUGGAAAAAGCAAACUGACAGGAGGGGCAGUUAUGUUCACUAAUUAUCAAGAUAUGAAAGAUAGACUCGUUAAAAUCGUAGGGAGUAUCAAUGCUGGUAAUACAAGUAUUCAGUUGAGAAAUGAAGCGAUUGAAAUAUUAGAUUACUUACUCAAAAAAAAUUUAAUUACGAAAAAAAAUUAUAAUGCAUUUAUUCAGAAAUACUUUACAUGAUGGAUAUACCUAUAUACCUAAGCUCUUUGAAUGCAAACAAAGGACCAAGUCAUGAUUUUACAACCACAUUCAAUCCUGUGAUGAAUCUUAAACCGAACAAAAAAUAUUUUAUUGCUCUUGAUGAAAUCGCAAUGUCAUACAGUUGGUACAAUGUAAGCAACAGCUAUGAUAACAACACAUUGAAAUAUAGUCACGAUUCAGGUAAAACGUGGCAUACCAUCAAACUCCCAGAUGGAAAUUUUUCAUACACUGAACUGAACGCUUAUGUUCAGAGAGUACUUGAGGGGGCAAAACAUUCAAAGACAGGUGUCACUAUAAGAUUUAUACCAGCGCUUUUCAAAGUUUUGAUGGAGGUUGAAGCUGGUUAUCAAGUUGAUCUACAAACUGGAAAUUUUGCUGAACUUAUUGGUUUUACAAAAAAGAUAGUCACAUCAACCAGCUAUGGUGAAAAUUUGCCUUACAUAACAAGAUCUGUUGAUGACAUUUACAUUCGCACAAAUAUCAUCUCAAACAGUGUUGUUGGUGGUAGAGAAUCAGAUGUGUUGUUUCGAUUCAGUAUUGAUAAUAUCCCACUCUCUUACCCUUUCCAUAUCGAACCAAGAAAGAAAAAGUAUAACAUAAUAAAUACAGACAAAAUUCAAGAGUUGAGAAUCUACAUCACUGAUUCACUGAACAGACCGAUCGACCUCAAUGGAAUAUCAGUCUCGUUAACACUUCUCUUGAUAUAAAAAUAGUUAUUUUAUUUCAUCACUUGAAAUAAAAUGGGUCGAAUGCAAAUGAAAAAAGAUGAAUCUGGAAAAUUUAUCUUACAAAAUCACAAUGACAAUCAAACACUUCAAGAGGGUGAAGGAAUAUUUGAUACUCUUAAAAAUAUUGGAACAAAGGUAGCUACAAAACUCACAGGGAAAGCAGCGAAGGAGAUAGCUAAAAAAGCAGCAACGACAGCGUUUGAAAAAGGUGCAGAACAGAUUGGUGAAAAAACAGGUCAGUUGAUUGGUGAAAAGAUUUAUGACAAAUUCACAAAAACAGACAAACCUCAAGUCAUACAAUCAAUCAAAGAAGAUAAACCUCAAAUCACACAAUCACACAAAGAGGACAAAGGAGAACAACUUAUGAGAGAAUUACAGAAAGAUAAAAAACCAAAGUCAAAACCACAACCAACAAAAAAAGAUGAAAUUAAUGUUUUUGACGACUUCGAAGAAGUUUUUUUAUAAAAAAAAAAUCUAUUCUUAUUUUUAAAAUGUCUUCUCUACGUACUGCAAAUCUUUCAAAGAGAUAUGAUUAUUAUUCAUAUGACCUUGAUAAUCCACUCCAAACUGCACUAGCAAAUAAUGCAUAUCAAAAGAAGGAUGGAUACAAGUUUACUGUCAAUGCAUUAACAUCAUCAGACACAGUUGCUGACUGGUACAAUGCUUAUCUUGAAAUGGAUUUUAAAAUCACAAAGAUGGAUAAUACAACCUUCGCUGCAGAUGAUGCAGCAGGAAUAAUAAAUGGUGGAUUUAGUUUGGUAAAAGACAUCAAAGCUAGUUUUGAGAGUACAAGAGUUCUCGAUGUGCCAAGUGCAAAUCAUGUUACUAAUGUAAAGAAUCUCACUGAGUUUUCAGAUGAACAUUCCAAAAAGGUUGGUCCUCGUCAAUUUUAUUACCCUGACACAGCUACUGGAGCAGUCAUACAAAAGUAUACAACACUUCAGCUUGAUGGAAAUGCACAGAACAUAACACCAACAGACAACACUAAUUAUAAUAAAGGGUUUACAAAAAGAAAGAUUCUUCUCUCCGCAGGUGCAGAAAACAACAUUCAUCUACCACUCAACCGAUUCGGUUUCUUUGAAUCUUUGGAAGAGCGAAUUCCACCCAAUGCAAAGGUUAAUAUUGAGGUAAGACUUGAAGAUGAUGCAAAUGUCUUGUUCAGAUCAAAUGCUGCUGCGGCUGGUAGAUACAUCGUGACAAAAUUUCGGUUGUGGGUACCGUUCCUAAAACUGAAUGAACUUGGAGAGAAAACAUAUAUUGAGAAGUUUCUCAAACCAUAUUCAUGGUCUUAUAUGAAAGAACAACUUGUUGAUUCAGGCCCACUUCGACAGAAAAAUGGUACAUUCAGAAUUACAACUGCUGUUGAAAGACCGAAACAUGUUUUCAUCUGGGUUCUGAAUGCAACCAAGUUUAGCAAUCAGGAACAGAAUAUGCUUGUGUUCAACACUUUCAACAUCGCAAAUGCGAGAUACUUUACAAAAGCACAACUUCAACUACAGGGUGGUGAAAAGUAUCCUGAUCAACAGCUUGAUCCAAGCACAGAGUUGACAAGAGCAUGGAGAGAUCUUCUUGACUAUGGAAGGUUUGUAGGUAAUUUUGAUAUGUUCGGUUCAACAAUUGAUUUGAAGAAGUUCAAAGAUCUUUAUGGAAUACUUUACUUUGAUUUGACACGAAAAGAAGAAGAUAUUCAAAAAUUCACAACAGGUCUCAAUUUCGAGUAUAGUCUCAAUGAUACACCGAACGCAGACUAUCACAUCUAUGCAUUGAUUUACCACGAGGAAGAAAUCAGUGUUGAGGUCAUGAGUGGAAAAGCACUCAUCAGAAAGUAAGUUUAAUUUUUUAAUUUUAUAUUGUAUAUCUCAAUAUAAAAUAUGGCUACUCGUUAUUUUGUAUAUGGUGUUACACUUUCAGAUAAUCAGAGAAUGAAACUUGUAAAGGCUUUCAAAGAAAAAUCACCCAUCACUCUUCGUCUCUCACACAACGAACUUAGUGGUUCUGAUGAGAUGAUGUUGACACAGACACAGAUAAAGAAGAUUCAAAAAGCAAUGGGAUUAGGAAAAGGAGUGGAUCUAAAAAUCAGCAAGACUCAGAUAACAAAGGUUGCACAGAAAGGUGGCAGUCUCUUAUCUUCACUCCUCACUCUUGGUACAAAGCUUCUACCGAAAGCGAUGAAUCUCGCAACAAAAGCACUUCCAGGAUUGGCGACAGGUGCACUCUCAAGUUUGGGAAAUUUCGCUACUGACAAGAUUCUUGGUGCUGGUCAAUCAGGUGGUAUGAUGAUUCCACAUUCAAAGAUUCAACAGCUUAUUCCUUAUGCUGAUCAUCUCUCAGAAAAGCAGAAACGAGACAUUGCAAUGGCUCUUCAAUCUGGUGAUGAUUUGAAAAUAAAACCAACAAAGAGACAAAGUGGUGGUUUUAUCGGCACUCUUCUUGCUUCAAUCGGUGUGCCACUGUUACUCAAUGCGUUGACUGGAAGCGGAACUGGAAGAGGUUUGCAUAGGAACGGGAAUGUGUAUGGUAAAGGGUUGCAAAACAGACCAGUUUGGUUUCCACCGACUAUGAUGGAUGCUCCUGUACCAACAAUUGGAAGAGGGGUAAAAAAAGGGAAAAAAAAGCAGAAAGGACAAGGACUGUUGCUGGGAAAAAACUCUCCCUUCAAUGGAAUACCAAUCCUCGGAAACAUAUUGUGAAAAGACCGCCUUUCAAAAAUAUACCAAUCACAAACUUUGACAUUCAAAACUGGGUUGAAUAUCUCAAGAUUCCAAAUUUUGGUGGGGUGAUAUCUAGAGAUCAAAUAAAAGAUUGCAUUCCAAGACACUCUUAUGUUAUAAAUCUGAACGAGUCAAAUGAGUCUGGUUCACACUGGGUUGCUAUAGUCUUCGGUUCUGAUCUCAUCUUAUACUUUGACAGUUUCGGUCUUGAUCCACCAGAAGAGGUAUUAAUGCUUUGCGAAAAACAUAGAGUUAAUUACGCAUUCAACAACACACAUUAUCAAGCGUUGACAAGUGUUUUGUGUGGUUACUAUUGCCUCUUCUUCUUGAAUGAAACAAGUCGAAGGAUGAAAUCACACAACCCUCAUCAAAGUUUGUACUCUGUCUGGUUUGAAGUGUUAGAACCACUAUCAUACAGUGACACUUUUUCAAACGAACGUUUCAUCAAAAAAUAUUUCAAAGAGGUUUGAAAAAUCAAAUAAAAAUUUCUAAAGUUUUUAUAAGACAAUGACGUACUCUGACGGUUAUCAUCAAAUUACACACAAACAAAAAGGUGAAGGUAAAGAAGGACCUGAAGGACCACCAGGUCCAAAAGGACAAAAAGGAGACACAGGUCCACAAGGACCAAAAGGUGAUACAGGAUCGCAAGGAUCAAAGGGUGAUCAAGGACUGAAGGGAGACACAGGUCCACAAGGAUCACAAGGUCUCCAAGGACAAAAAGGAGAUACUGGUUCACAAGGACCAAAAGGUGAUACAGGUGCACGAGGUCCUGCAGGACCAAGAGGAUCAAACGCAAAUCUUUCAAACUAUCUUGACAAAACCAAAGGUGGUAGCAUUCAAAAAGCUUUAAAUUUCACAAGUCUUAAUCAAAAUGACAGACAGAUAACAGGUAUUUCAGAUCAACCAGCUAAUGGAACCAGAGUUGUUAAUUUGAAUAAGUUGAACACUGAACUCAAUAAAAAGGUUGACACAACAACAUUCAACACAAGUAUAACAAAAAAAUCAGAUUCAAAUGAUGUUAUUUUGAGAAAUGGUUCACAAUCUAUGACUGGUAAUCUCAAUCUAGGAAACAAUAAAGCGAUCAAUUCAGCUGAACCUACAAGUGGAAGUGAUCUUUGUAAUAAAACAUAUGUAGACACAUAUGUGAACAACCAAUUAUCUCAUAGUGUUAGUAACAAGUUGAAAAAUGAUCUGGAUUUUAUCAUGAAAGAUAGUGAAUUCAGCGAUGAAGAUGAUAUCACUGGGAAAGCAAUGUCUACCAAAGAUUUUCAUAACUUCAAUAAGAAAGUAAAACCAUAUGAAUUGAAACUUGAUUCAUCAAAAGGUUAUUUUUCAAGCAGAUUUGGUGCUAAUAUGUAUAGUGCUGCAAAAUCGGAAUACACAGUUGUUUGUGAAGUGUGGUGGGAUUCUAAUAAAAUUGACUAUAACUCAUCAGAUGUGACUGCUACAAGUUCUGUUGAGACAAUUGCAAGACAACGAUCAAAUAAAUUUUCAAAUCACAUCAGAACUCUCAUUCACCUAACAAAAUGGAGUAGUGCAACACCAAAUUAUUUGAUGUUUGAUCUUGUAUUCAAAUACAAACAAGGUCAGUCAUAUGAUCAAAAAUUAGAUGUCUGGGUGGUGAUUUAUGGUACAAAGGGUUAUCAUAACAACAUACCGGUUGAAGUUUAUGAUCGAUGGUACUCUUUGGGAAAUGGCAAACUUACCUUUUACCCGGAAACAGUUUUGAGUAAUGAACCAACAACAGAUAAGAACCCAACAACCAAGAAAUAUGUUGAUACAAAAGCAAAAAAAAUCUGGUAUAGAGGAAAACUAGCACAUAAUAAUCUAACAACUGUAAAGUUUUAUGUAAAUGGAACAAGCAAUCACACCACCAACGUUUCACAGAGUGAUAAUGCUGAUUUCACGGUGAAUUCAAGUGAUACCACAAAACUGAUUGUCAAUAAUGCUGGUCUGUAUCUUAUAACAUUCAUCGAUGGUAUGCAAAGUACACGAGCAUCAAAUCUCAAGUUUGUUUUAGGUAAUAAAUUUGUUGACACAAAUAGUGGUGGUCUUACAAUUCCACUUGUUAACACUUCCAGAUCGUGGAAGACAACAAUGAACACAGUAAUGUUAUAUUUCCAAGCAAAUACAUCGCUAAAAAUAGAGUCAGACAAUAAUAAUACAGUUUUUGAUGGUUUAAACUUCAGUUACAUCAUGUUAGCAAAACAAGAUUGA